AUGCCGAUACCGAAAAAGCCUCAGACGGAGGGCUCUGCAACCUUUGACCCAGACAAGUUCUUCGAGGCAUGGAGCAAAGGAGAGCUCACAGCUCCGUACGACAAUGACUUUCGAAAAUUCAUUAUUAAGUCAUUUGGGCUGCGUGUGAGCGACCAGUAUGGCUACAGAGCUACCACGGAAGUGACUCUACUGGGCGCGCAGUCUCAUAUAGAUGCAGGUGCAGCAAAUGGCCUGCACGUUUGGUAUCGAGAUCCUGCGGGACAACCGAGACCAAAUCCAAACGCUACCGACAUCGCUGCAUAUACCGAUAUCUUUCGUCCAACGACUGUGACUUCCAAAGCUAUAACUGCGUUUGCUUCGAAUGCAAAGAAGGAAACUGUGAGAGCUGAUAUUGCGAAACACCUUCACGCACUUUACGCUCCUCCAGAAGCAGCCCGCAAGCUGCAGGUCAACAAGUCCAAGAACCAUGUCAAUCCAUAUUUUGACGUCUCUGCGUGGGCAUUCCAGAAUCUUGAAUGGGCUGGUCCAGAGGAGAGAACGGUUGACAUUAAGUAUAGCCACGCUAUUCUGCCCGUGCUCUAUCAUCACUUUGGCUGUGUCUGCCCGUCAUACGAAUCCCUAUCCUACAUGUACCAGAUCGCACGCGGGCGACCGAUCCUUGACAUUGGGAGUGGUAAUGGGUACUGGACAUAUAUGCUUCGACGAUUUGACAUCCAUCCUAAGACUCGGCUGAGUGUGACGGCGGUGGACAAUGGCCUUAGCGAAUGGAGAACCAUGUGGAUCGGAGACACAAUCGAGGCUGAUGGUUUCAAGUGGCUGCAACAAAAUCAAGGUGGGAAAGACGGUGUUCUUCUGCUCGUGUACCCAAUGGUCGGUAUGGAGUUCACGUCCAAGAUGAUCAAGGCGUACAAGGGAACCACGAUUGUUUCUGCUGGAGCUCAAAAUGCCAGUGGAUUCACUGCGUUUGCGAAAGAGACCAUUGCCGACUGGAUGGCACGAGAAAUGCCAGCCUGGGAAAAGGUUCUGCAGGUGCCACUUCCUUCGUUCCCGGGCAAAGAUGAAGCGCUGUUCAUAUUCGAGAAGCAAGCCGAGUCAAAUGGCUAGGCAUCGGCUGGAGCUUGAUCCCGCACCAAGCCACACGGUACUUGCUGUUCAGAUGAAGAUACCGCUUGAGUCAUUCCGGUCGGCGGCGUGCGAGAUAGGAUCCUGAUGUGCCAAUGCUUGCGAUCGGGUAUACGUUGACGAGGAUAUACUCGCUUGCUGCCAGACACAAGGGCACACAUCGGAUACGCUGAAUUUACAUGAAGUCCGGAUUGCUCGCAUGAAAGUUUUGCAAUAGCCAAGUGGCCUGCUCCUAUAGAUACUCUUCCGUGAUUGUGAAUAGAUUGAGCUGUAGAUAUGUUAUGCGGGCCAUGAGAAAUUCCAGGCGAGCUUGCGUGACAGCCUUUUUGUUGGCUUUGAUCAACCUUGCGGCUUAACUUUGCUCUCCCGGACUUGUCCCUCCGCC
Cercospora beticola is the source of this 1507-nucleotide messenger RNA. RefSeq names its product class I SAM-dependent methyltransferase. The record is from RefSeq and is a predicted model, not a curated record. NCBI's taxonomy places the organism in Eukaryota, Fungi, Ascomycota, Dothideomycetes, Mycosphaerellales, Mycosphaerellaceae.